AUGCCAACUCGUUCGAAUUAUAAUCAAUCGUCAGCAAAUCAUCCAAUAAUAAACACUAACAAUAAUAACAAUUUAAAUCAAAUAUCAAUUAUGAACACAAAUGUUGACAUAACAUCUUAUGUAGGAAAAGUUUUAAAUAUAAAUCAACAUCAAGUUAUUGUUGAAGAUAUACUCGGUCAAGGUGGUUUUGCAUUUGUCUUUCUUGUUCGAUCAUCAAAUCAACAACGUUAUGCGCUUAAACGAAUGUAUGUUAAUAAUGAACGAGAUUUAACUGUAUGUCAACGGGAAAUAUCUAUAUUAAAAGAAUUUUCAUUGCAUACAAAUAUUGUUAAAUACAUUGAUUCAUCUAUACAACGUUUAUCGCCACCAUCGCAAUCAAAUAUUCAACGGAAACAUUUAACAAAUGAUGAUGACGACGAUGAUGACGAUGACGAUGAGAAUGAACAAGAUGCUAUUUAUGAAAUACUGUUGCUAACAGAAUAUUGUUCAAAUGGAUCAUUAAUUACUCGCCUUAAUGAACAACGUAGUAAUGGCAUACCAUUGAAUGAACGUCAAAUUCUACGUAUAUUUGCUGAUGUUUGCAAUGCUGUAAGCGCAUGUCAUUAUCGUCGUCCUCAACCUAUAUUACAUCGAGAUAUUAAAUUGGAAAAUAUUCUUAUUGACUUUCAUCAAUCAUUUGUGCUAUGUGAUUUUGGUUCUGCUAUCAUGCUACCACCUUCACCAACAAAUAAUCAUCAACAGUAUCAAUCGAAUCAAUUAACAACGACUACCAUACAACAUCUUGAAGAAGAAAUUCAACGUUAUACGACAUUAUGUUAUCGUGCACCGGAAAUGAUCGAUCUAUAUAGUCGUUUACCGAUAACAUUAAAAGCUGACAUAUGGGCAAUGGGAUGUCUUUUAUAUAAACUUAUGUUUAAUACAAUGCCAUUUGGGGAUAGUAUUUUAGCAAUACAAAAUGGAACAUUUGUUAUACCAGAUGAUAUGUCACAAAUUUAUACUCGAGAUUUAUAUAAAUUCGUUCGAUUUAUGUUAGAAAUAGAUACUAACAAACGACCAGAUAUUUGGCAGGUCUCAUAUAUAACGUAUAAAUUACUUGGUACGGAAUGUCCAAUUUCAAAUCGAUUUCUAUCAAAAAUUCCCGAUCUACACACAGUCCCAAUGCCAUUAACAGAGAUUGAAUCUCGUCAUCAACGACUGAUAGCUGCAGCCAGUGCAAAAUCUACAGCAAGCAAUCUUUCUGAUGAUACAUCUACUCUUGGAACAGCAGUUAACCCACGUGAACGUCCUCGGGGUAUGAUAGCACCGCCUGGUUCUUUAAUUAGUUUUAACCAAUCAGCACAAAGAUCAGCCAAUGUUGUUGUUCCACCGCCGCCGCCGCCUCCAGUUCCGGUUCCUCCAUCUGUGACUACUCCUUCGCGACCAUCUCAUCAACGAUCAGGUUCAGCUGCUCAAUUGAUGUUUGACGAUGAUUUCUCACAAUUUCCAAGUCAUGCUCUUAGUUUAAAUAGUAUUCCCAACAUGUCUACGACACCGAAAAGUACAACAACACUUGAGCGAAAUGUUUCCCGUGCAAGACCCUCUCCGCCAGCAUCAAUAUCUUCAGCAACAGGUUGUGCUUUUCAACAGCAAUUAUUUCCUCCUCCACCUGCUACUACAAUUUCGUCAAGUAAUACGCAAUUAACAACACCAUCAACUACUAAUAAUCAUCAUCAUCAACAUCGAAGGAGUGCAUCUCAAACGAUGAGUCCAACAAAUAAUUCGUCAUCUUUUCAGCAUGCUUCCUCUAUUGAAUCUAAUCUAUCAUUUGAUCGUCGAUCUUCCGUUGAUUCAUCAGCGAAACAGGAACAACAGCAGCAGCAGCAGCAACAACAACAAGUACUUUUUAUUGGUGAAGCAUCUGACGAUGACGAUGAUGAUGCAUUAGGAACAAAUUUAAAUAAAUUAAAAGUUCAUAAUCAUUCUACAGAAAAUGUUAAAUCACGAGAAAGUCUAAUUUUAAAUGAAGACGAUCGUUUAUUUGCUAAAACAUAUACCAUCAAUUCACAAUUAAAAUCUGAUGAUGAACAAUCAACAUCAUCAUCAUCGUCACACGAUACCGAAAGUCAUGAUAAAACAACUAAAAAAAAUAAGAAAAAAUCUCAAGUACAAAUAACACCCAUCCGUUCAAGUCAUCAUCCAUCAGCGGAGGAGACUGAAAAAAGUACUUCGUCUCCUAGUACAGCAAAUAAAAAUCUUGUGAAACGUUUAAUUGAACGCUGUUCUCUUCAACAACAACAAGAUGACCCUACCGCCGCUUCCACACCUUAUAAACGUAAGGAUUCGAUUACACUUUCGAAUGAACAUCCUAUUCCAAUGGGCGACCAUUCGGAUAAAGGAAGCGAUUCCGAUGGUAAUAAUCAUAAUGAAAAACAUGAUGCUAAUCAUACUGAUGGUAAUAAUGUUGGAUUCGACCAAUUGAUCAAUGAAGAUUCUGACGAUGAUGAUGCGCCUAUUCAAUCAACAAAUACCAGUAAAACUAAUGUUGCAAAUAGCCGUUUCAUGACAUCACGCCAUAAAGAACAACAAUACGAACAUUUUGAAGAUUCCGAUGAUGAUGAUAAUGAAACAAGUUAUUCAACAGCAAAAUCUUCUAAUCCAACCACAAAAUUAUUUAAUCUCUUUUCAACGAACUCAAAAACAAACCCAUCAAAUGAUACAAAACGUAGUUUAAAUGAGCAUAAUAAUCAAACAAACUCUUCUUUUAUUGAUAAUGAUAAUCCAUUUCUUCAUGCACCUUUUCAUCAUGCCCAUCGUUCACCUACACAUAAACAAGUCGCACAAUCCUCAUCUUCGUCUACAAAGGUUGAUGCAAUCACAACGUCGAAUGUUAUUUCAUUUGAUCCGACUAGUAUUGUUACCGGAACAAGACUUAGUGCAUUUGCUCCUUAUCAUAGACAAGAACCAAAUUCUACGAUCAGUGUUGUUGACUCCACAUCAUCAGCCUAUAGUUUCUGUGUCUCAAAACAAAAAAUUCCACAUUCAGAGUCUUAUCCACCUGGUAUUAAUAAUACCAGUACGAAUUCAAAUAAUCAAUCAUCAAUAUCUAAAGAUGUUUUUACAAAUGCACCAUUUAAACCCAAGCUAACACCUAAACAACAUCGACCAAUGGCAUCAAAUAAAGUCAAUGCUAUAUCGCCGACUUCAUCUCAUUCAACUUCAUCGUCUAAUUCUCAGCUAAUUGAUUUUACUAUUCCAGUACAACGCGUUGCCGAUUCGACAUCCAAAGAACAAUUGCCAAUCUCACCGACACGUCGAGAUGUUGGUUCAGCUGGUUUAGCAACUAAUUUUAGUACAUUUAAAACAAUAAAUUCAACAAAUGAUAAAUGUUACUUUCACUCUGAACAUAUCAAUAAUGAUGGACAUUCAUCGAGUGAAGAAUUAACAUCGUCAUCAUCGUUACGAAAACGAAAUCAAAAAAAGAAAUCUUCAAAUAACGCCGGACAUGAUUCACAACAACAUGCAUACGCGAAUUUAUCUUUUAAUGAUGCUAUAGUCGACGAAUUACUUUGA
This is a messenger RNA of Rotaria socialis, 3549 nucleotides long. The record is from the annotation of a GenBank genome assembly. NCBI's taxonomy places the organism in Eukaryota, Metazoa, Rotifera, Eurotatoria, Philodinida, Philodinidae.